Molecule: messenger RNA, 768 nt
Organism: Ilyonectria robusta
Lineage: Eukaryota; Fungi; Ascomycota; Sordariomycetes; Hypocreales; Nectriaceae
Product: oxidoreductase
Exons: 2
Coding region: 1-768 (255 amino acids)
Source: RefSeq, a predicted model, not a curated record
AUGUCGCGUGCCGGAAGACUUGAAGGAAAGGUAGCCAUUGUCACAGGAGGCGGAGCUGGAUUUGGAGUUGGGAUUGUGGAGAAGUUUGUCAUCGAGGGGGCAAAGGUUGUUGUCCUCGACAUCAAUGAGAAAGACGCAAAGAAAGUGGCCAGCGCACAACCGAAUGGUUCAACUGUUGGGAUCAAGGGAGAUGUUUCCUCUGAAGCGGAUUGGAAAAUUGCCCUGGAUAUUGCUGUCAAGACUUUUGGAAGACUGGACGUGGUAGUCAACAACGCUGGCGUUGUUUAUAAGGCUUGUCCCAGUAUUGAGACAAGUGAGGAAGACUACGACAGGGUUAUGAGGGUGAAUCUGAAAUCCAUCUACUGGAGUUCAAAGGUCAUCAUCCCCUACUUCUUAGCUGAGCAUAUUGGUGGUCUGUUCAUCAACAUCUCCAGUAUGGCAUCCCCUAGACCACGACCUUCUCUGGUUUGGUACGGUGCCAGCAAGGGUGGUGUUACCAACGCUACAAAGGGACUUGCCAUUGAGUGGGCGAAGCAUAACAUUCGGUUCAAUGUCAUCCACCCCGUGGCUGGCGAAACGAACAUGGUUCCCUUUUUCCUCGGGGGUCCGGAUUCUCCUGAGGCUCGCGUAGGAAUGAUGAACACAAUCCCUCUCGGUCGAUUUGCAUUACCAGCAGAUAUUGGCAAUGCAGCGGCAUUUUUGGCAAGCGAUGAGGCCAGUAUGAUCACAGGGGCUGCCCUUGAUGUGGAUGGCGGACGGGGCAUCUGA